ACGCAGAUUUAAGUGACGUAAGCGCUUCUGCGAAGUUUUGUGUUGUUGUUAUGGAAAGGGGGAAUAUUCGGGCUUUUCCGUCAGAUAGGCCGAUGAUUACCGAUGAAAACCGUGAAGACGGAGAUGGCGGGAAAAUGACGUAUCUAUCUAAAGGUAAGGUUACGUUUAGAGAGGAACCAAGGAAUCGCUCAAGACCUAAAUUUAGACAGCUGUCACGUGAUGUCAGCGGGGAAGUGUUCGAUAUUCCAGAGGAGCAUCAAGUCAUCUUCGCUUAUGAGACAUUGCAUGGGAAGUGUACGCUGAUAGGCGCUAUAUGCUACAAAACCGCGGACUCUCGUUUGACCGAACCGGACUCGACGUUUGAUUCGGAUUAUUACCACGUCAUAGCUUUUCUGUUUGUGAAAGGAGAUUUUCAGUGUCAGGGCGUCGGGAGACAACUUUUGGACAGAGCUGUGUUGUCCAUGUUGUCAGUGACCAGAAGACCAAUUCGUGUACAGAGCGCCGAAAGGGCUGUCGCUUUCUUUGAGAAAAUGGGUUUCGUCCAAGUAGGGCAACCUUUUGAAAGCAUGUGUGGACCUCGAUUGUUUAAAUUUCUUUUUAACAUGGAAAAAAUUGUGAAAUAAAUUUUCUAGAAACCUAAGAAUUUUGGCCUGUAUUGUUUAGAGGACACAGCAAAUUUGUUUCACUUAUAGAAGAUUCUGAUGCGUUAGGUUUAGGCCAAUGUUCAUGACCUUAACUGGAAGAA
Messenger RNA from Magallana angulata, 745 nucleotides. RefSeq lists its product as uncharacterized. The record is from RefSeq and is a predicted model, not a curated record. Gene Ontology annotation, molecular function: acyltransferase activity, transferring groups other than amino-acyl groups. Lineage: Eukaryota; Metazoa; Mollusca; Bivalvia; Ostreida; Ostreidae. The coding region runs from base 51 to 623 and encodes 190 amino acids. The transcript is spliced from 2 exons.